Molecule: messenger RNA, 2287 nt
Organism: Tachysurus fulvidraco (yellow catfish)
Lineage: Eukaryota; Metazoa; Chordata; Actinopteri; Siluriformes; Bagridae
Gene: gna14a
Product: guanine nucleotide binding protein (G protein), alpha 14a
Exons: 7
Coding region: 359-1423 (354 amino acids)
Biological process (GO): phospholipase C-activating dopamine receptor signaling pathway; adenylate cyclase-modulating G protein-coupled receptor signaling pathway; action potential
Cellular component (GO): heterotrimeric G-protein complex
Molecular function (GO): guanyl nucleotide binding; G protein-coupled receptor binding; GTPase activity
Source: RefSeq, a predicted model, not a curated record
CUUGUUGCGCGUGCGCUAACUACUACUCUACUUUUCCUCCUUUAACUUCCAUCUACCGGACAGAAAGACACGGAGACAAGACACGAAGUCAGUAGGAUGCUAGAAAAUCAGUAGGAUGCUGGAAAACUGGAGAAAAGGAAGCGAAUAACAGAACUUUUACGUGAUAUUUAGAUUACAGUCAAAGUUAUAGGCGCACCUGGAGACACCUGGGCGCGCGCAUGACUUAAAGAGCAACAAGUGCGCCUGGAUAGACGGGAAGAUUCACGAGUUUUUGUCUUUUUAGGUGAUAAUACGAGUGUAAGGACUGUGUGAGAAAGAGUGAGUGAGGAAGAAGUGUGUGUAGAGAGAGUGAGAAGAGAUGGCGGGGUGUUGUUUAUCCGCAGAGGAGAAGGAGCGCCGGAGGAUCAAUCAGGAGAUUGACAAGCAGCUCCGCCGUGAUAAGAAUGACUCCAGGAGAGAACUGAAGCUCCUGCUGCUGGGUACAGGUGAGAGUGGGAAGAGUACCUUUAUUAAACAGAUGCGUAUCAUCCAUGGAGCCGGUUACACCGAGGAAGACAGAAAAACUUUCACGAAGCUGGUGUUCCAGAAUAUCAUCACGGCCAUGCAGUCCAUGAUCAGAGCUAUGGAGACGCUUUCAAUAGCACUGGGCACUCCUGACAACAAGACCUAUGCUGAUUUGCUGAUCGAGGUGGAUGUUGAUAAGAUGAUGGAGUUGGAGGAAAGCUAUGUGGAAGCCAUUCGCUGCCUAUGGAAGGACCCAGGCAUCGCUGAAUGUUACGACCGCCGCCGUGAAUACCAGCUAACUGACUCCGCCAAAUAUUACCUGAGUGAUCUGGAUCGUAUUGCUGAUCCAGCAUAUCUCCCCACUGAGCAAGACAUCCUGAGGGUACGAGUGCCCACCACUGGUAUCAUCGAGUACCCGUUCGACCUGGAAAACGUCAUCUUCAGGAUGGUGGAUGUUGGUGGACAGAGGUCUGAGCGCAGGAAGUGGAUCCACUGCUUUGAGAACGUCACCUCCAUUAUCUUCCUAGUGGCGCUGAGCGAAUACGACCAAGUCCUUGUUGAGUGUGACAAUGAGAACCGUAUGGAGGAGAGUAAAGCUCUGUUUAAGACCAUCAUCACCUACCCAUGGUUCCAACAGUCCUCAGUCAUCCUCUUCCUUAAUAAGACGGACAUUCUGAAGGAGAAGAUCGCAUAUUCCCACCUAGCCACUUACUUUCCAGAGUUCACAGGCCCUCAGGGUGACCCGAAAGCAGCGCAGGAGUUUAUUCUGAAGAUGUACCAGGAGCAGAACCCAGACAAAGAGAAGACCGUUUACUCCCACUUCACGUGCGCCACCGACACCGAGAACAUCCGUCUGAUCUUCGCCGCCGUGAAGGACACCAUCCUUAGAAGCAACCUGAAAGAUUUCAACCUAGUUUAGCAGAACUUCCUUCACACCUUCUCUCGGGUCUCUAAUCUGGAUAGCAAAAAAGAUCCUCCAGAUGUGUUUAGUGGAAGGACUCUGGGACUGAAUUGGGAUUUGGAGAUACGGGUUCACACCUCACUGAGGCCAUAUUCUGAGUCUGAAGAAGCGGUUUGUUUCUUUUUAGAUCUUCGUCCGAGGCUGUAACACACUAAAUAGAGGAAAGUAAUUCAGUUGUAGCCGCUGAUGGUUGAGUUACUGAAUGUAGUGGUGAUUUUGGUAAAGGGCACAACGUUUAAGAUUUUCUGAAUGUCAAAAAAAAAACCCUAAAAAAAAAAUUACUUGUUUGUCCUUUACUGGCCAUAUACAGAAAUGCUUACAAAUGAAUACAGAAAAUUACAGAAGUGCAAAAAGUUUACAUUUGUAGCCAUAUGCACAGGCAGAAAAACGCUUGUAAGGAGAAAACGCCUUCACUGUGCCUUAGCUUAAUUACACGCGCUUUAAGUCAAAUCGUGAAAGGUCAACUUUAUCCUAUUUAUUUUCAGUUUCAACAACAAAGUAUAUUUCUUUCAAAUAAAACUUAACACUGUUUUCCCGCUCUUACGACUCAACUUUAAUUGCAGUUAAGAAGGCUUUUUGAGAAUGUCUGAGAAAGUAAAACCAUCUUUACUACCUUUGACGACAUUUUUGGUGUGUAAAAUAUGUAGUUCGUGGAUUUUGUGAUAUUUCCACAGAUUUAUCUUCUCUGUAUUUAAACCACAUGUUCUAUUUAGACUGAAUGAAUGAAUGAAUGAAUGAGUAAAUAAAUACAAAAAACCUCAAAACUUGUACUCUCAAAUUGUCUUAAUUCUGCUGUAAACUAAUAAAAUAUUUUUAAAAGGU